AAUAAUUAAAUUAAAGGGUAAACCAAAGGAUGAAUUGAAAGUACAGCAAUUGCAGAAAGAGAGAUUAAGAAGCUCCAAUGGAGUUUUUCCAAGAUUGAGUAGAAAUGAGAUAUGGAGCUCAAGAGAAAGAGAAAGAGAAGGAAUUAGGUCAAGAACAACAAAAGGAGUAAUUUUGCUGAAAUGGGUCUUCAUGCAGAGAGCUAUGGUGGGUAGCAAUAUUGAUUAUUAUUGAGCAAAGAAAUUCUUCCCAUCUUCCUUUCUUCCUUCAAAUCUUUGCUCUGUUUCUGAUCUUCCAAAAAAGCUUUUAUCUUUUCUUCUUUGGGGAUAUAUACACAAAUGCUAUUUCAGUUGCAGGUUGAGGGGGCGCUUGAAAUUGCAGGGUUCUCUUCGAUUUGUCAAAAAGAGAAGGGGAUAUAUCAACUAGAAGCUAAUAGCUUUGCUAUCCAAGAGCCAACAUCUGUUCUUCAUAUGAGAAGAAGUCCGAGCCCACCCACAUCGGCGUCCACUCUUUCUUCCUCUUUCAACGGCGGAGCCCUCACUGACAACACCACCACCACAGCGGCCACAAUAGCACCCGACAACAACAACAACAACAACAACAACAACAACGCCAUCGAAAGGAAAGAAGAAUGGGCAUCGGAGCUGCAGCCGAUCUCGAGUGGGCUAGAGCUUGUUGCUGGGGUUAGUAGUGGUCAGAGAUGCAAUAUUGGGUUAGAAGAUUGGGAGAGCAUGUUGUCUGAGUCAGCUGUGCUGCCGACCCAAGACCAUUCGCUGCUCCGGUGGAUUUCCGGCGACGUUGACGACUCAUCCUUUGGUCUGAAACAGCUGCUGCAGAGUGGGAAUGGAGGGUUUAAUCACGGCCUUGAUUUGGAGGGAAAUGCUGGAUUGGGGAUUGUGGACCAGCCUCUGGCAUUUGACCCUGUUGGUGGUAACUCUGUUAUGGGUCCUGCCGGAAACGUGAUUUCCGGCAUUGGUGCUAAUUUCGGUGGUUUUAAUAGUUCAGGGGUUGUGCCCAACAGCAUCAAUAAUGACAGCGGAAAAUUGGGCUCGGUUAUGCUCAGUUGUUCUUCCACCAUGGGUGAUAAUCAUAAGAUUCAAAAUCCAAUCUUUACUUCUCCGGCUAACAAUCUUGCCCUUCCUGUUUCUUUGCCUAUGCUUUAUAAUCAGCAUCAAGCUCAAUUAGUUGAAACCCAAGAGGAGAAACCGCAAAUUUUGAAUCCCCAGGUCCUCAUGGGCCAACAACAGCAUCUUCAGAAUCCUAAUUUGUUCAUGCCACUGCCUCAAGAACAGCAUCUUCUUCAGCCUCUGUUGAAGCGCCACAAUUCUGGAAGCCUAGACAUUUCUCCGCAGACCCCAAAACUCCCAUUCUCCGAUCCUGGGCAUGAGUUCUUGCUGCGGAAACAGCAGCAACAGCAUAUGGGUUUUCCUCAAGGAUUCCAGUUUCUUCCUCAACAAAAGCCGAUGAUGGUAUCCAAGCAAAAACUGUUGAGUCCUGGGGAGGAAUUGGCUCAACAACAGCAACACCAUUUCCAGUUACACCAGCAAGAACAGCAGCACGUGUUGAUGGACCAGCUCUAUAAGGCAGCAGAACUGGUAGGAACUGGAAAUUUCUCACACGCGCAAGGGAUAUUGGCGCGGCUCAAUCAGCAAGUGUCUUCUGUAGGUAAGCCCCUUCACAGGGCUGCUUUCUACUUCAAGGAGGCUUUGCAUUUACUUCUUAUGAAUAACCCAGUUUCCUCCCCGCCUCCAAGGAACCCCUCCCCUUUUGAUAUCAUCUUCAAAAUGGGCGCUUACAAAGUUUUCUCUGAGGUCUCUCCUCUUAUCCAAUUUGUGAAUUUUAGCUGCAACCAGGCCAUUCUUGAAGCUCUUGAUGAUGCUAAUUUUAUUCACAUUGUCGACUUUGACAUUGGGUUUGGCGCUCAAUGGGCUUCCUUUAUGCAAGAGCUUCCUAUGAGGAGACGAGGUGCUCCUUCAUUGAGAAUCACUGCCUUUGCUUCUCCUUCGACACAUCAUCCUGUUGAGCUCGCGCUUAUGCGCGAAAAUCUUACUCAAUUUGCUAAUGAAAUUGGUCUAAGUUUUGAGCUUGGGGUUAUUAACUUGGAUUCUUUCGAGCAAACCCCCUUCUCUUUGCCCAUUUUGCAGUCUAAUGAAAAUGAGGCAGUUGCAGUAAAUUUUCCAAUUUGGUCCUCUUCGAAUCAGCCUUCCGCUGCACCCUCUAUUCUUCGCAUUGUGAGGCAGCUUUCACCCAAAAUUGUUGUGUCUUUGGACACUGGGCUCGAUAGAAAUGAUCUCUCAUUCCCACAGCAUGUAGUUUAUGCCUUACAGUCAUAUACAUACUUACUGGAAUCGCUUGAUGCUGUUAAUGUGAAUUCUGAUGCUUUGAACAAGAUUGAGAGGUUUCUUCUUCAGCCUAGGAUUGAAAACAUCAUUUUUGGCCGUGUACGUGCCCCAGAGAAAAUGCCACUUUGGAAGACACUAUUUACCUCAGCUGGGUUUUCUCCGGUUCCAUUUAGUAAUUAUACUGAAACUCAGGCAGAUUGUUUGGUAAAGAGGACUCAAGCUAGAGGAUUCCAUGUUGAGAAGCGCCAGGCUUCGCUUGUGCUUUGCUGGCAGCAUCGGGAGCUUGUCUCAGCUUCAGCCUGGAGGUGCUGAGGGAUGGCAAUUGACCAAGCAGAGGAGGUUCGUUUUUAAGAACUCACUAAGUAUCAAAGUUUACUUGAUAUUAAGUGAAUAAGUAUUGAAUGAUGUUGCUAUGACUAGUGAAUUCUUAUUGUCCUGCUUGCGAGUCUCCUCUGCUUGAUGUUUUAUGUAGUCUAGGAUGGCCAGUAUUUCCAGUAAGAAAACAUCUUAAGUUCUUACUGGAGUGUCUAGUAGAUGCUGAAUUGUUUCAGACAUGGAUAUUGCUUUAAUCAUAUUCUGGUCUUUUUCUAUGUGAAGAGCUUCAUUUUCUUCUGUUAAGGUGAUGAUGUGUGUUUUAUUCUGACAACAAAUGAAAACUAGAAACAGAAGCAUAUCUUAGCUGACUUAUUUCCUGUACGAACGCGAAAUUGUCUGGCUGUAUCUGCCUUUGUUUUUUUAAUCCUAAUUCCUAGUUUCCUGCUUAUUUUGCAAUUGC
This is a messenger RNA of Rubroshorea leprosula, 3115 nucleotides long. The record is from the annotation of a GenBank genome assembly. NCBI's taxonomy places the organism in Eukaryota, Viridiplantae, Streptophyta, Magnoliopsida, Malvales, Dipterocarpaceae.